CGCGCUGCGCCGCUGUACGGUCUCGUGCAUCGCGCUCCGCGAAGUCGGGAGCCCGGUCGAAGACCCGCACACUCAGGCUGGUGGCCCAACACACGUCCUCCCGGUUCUCCCAGGACGUCCACGUCCGCUGUGAACGCACGCCCCGUACUCAGGGCGAUCCGUACCAGCGGAGAGCGGUAGUCUGUCGGCCUGCGAACGCUCCCACGCUGCGCGUUAUAAGGCCCGCGCCCUCCUCUGCGCGUGUCUCCUCCCCCGCCUCGCACGUAUGGCAGAUACACCAAACUACACCUGGUUCAUCACCGGCGCGAACCGCGGCAUCGGCCUCGAGCUCACGAAGCAGCUCCUGGAAAGCCCCGCGAACACCGUCCUCGCCGCGUGCCGCAAUCCCCCGGAAGCAGACGCGCUCAACGCGCUCGCGGGUAAGGGGCGCGUGCACGUCCUCCCGCUCGAGAUCACGGACCGGGAGAGUGUAAGGGACGCGGUGAGGGCCGUGGGCGAGAUCGUGGGCGAGCGGGGGCUGGACUAUCUCGUGAACAACGCUGCUAUCAACGUGGAGGAGUGGGACGCGCCGUCGACCCUCCAGCCGGAGGUGAUGCAGGCCGUCUUUGACACGAACGUCGUCGCGCCCGCGUACAUCACACAAGCAUUCCUCCCGCUCGUGGAGAAGAGUAAGAAGAAGACGGUGGUGAAUGUGUCGAGCACGCUGGGGAGCCUGGGCGCGGACGGCUUUGGGACGCGCUCGACGAGCUAUGCGAUUAGUAAGGCCGCGCUGAACAUGGUGACGUAUAAGCAGCAGAAGGAGCGCCCGGAUAUCGUGUUCAUCUCGAUGUGCCCGGGGUGGCUCCGCACGGAUAUGGGCGGGGAGGACGCGCCGAACGACGUGGCGACGGGCGUGGCGGGCGUGUUGAAGACGAUCGAGGGGCUCACGCUGGCGGACUCGGGCAAGUUCUUCAAUUUUAAGGGGGAGAUCGUGCCGUGGUGA
Molecule: messenger RNA, 982 nt
Organism: Trametes versicolor FP-101664 SS1
Lineage: Eukaryota; Fungi; Basidiomycota; Agaricomycetes; Polyporales; Polyporaceae
Product: NAD-P-binding protein
Exons: 5
Coding region: 266-982 (238 amino acids)
Molecular function (GO): oxidoreductase activity
Source: RefSeq, a predicted model, not a curated record